Pieris macdunnoughi is the source of this 972-nucleotide messenger RNA. The record is from the annotation of a GenBank genome assembly. Lineage: Eukaryota; Metazoa; Arthropoda; Insecta; Lepidoptera; Pieridae.
AUGGCCGUCUUCAUGAUUAACAUCUGUAAAUUCAACGGCUGUGGCAUAACUUUUCCACGCCUGGCAGACCUAAUAGAGCAUAUCGAAGAUGUUCAUAUUGAUUACGAUCCUGCAGUUGUGGAGCAAAAAGAAGCUUCUCAGCCGUCAUGCAUUCCAUUAAGUUACGUUUUAAAAUUUUUCACGGAAGCUUCGCGCCGGGAAUUUCAAAUGACGCCGGUGGCGGAAGCCCGCAAGCGCCUCCUCUCGGCACCAAAGACACCAUCAGUGCGCAGCAGUACACCAACAGGCAGUGAAAUGGACGACGAGGAGGUGAUGAGUCCGUCUGAAGAUAGCAACGAUUCCUGGACCAACGUUGAAGAGUACAGCUCUGAGUACAUUCUACAGUAUGGAGUGAAGAUGAACGCAAGUGCAAGCUCUGGUGCGUUAGGUCCGGCCGCGCAAGAGAAACCAUUUGCUUGCCCAGUACCGGGAUGCAAGAAACGUUAUAAGAACGUCAAUGGUAUCAAAUAUCACUCCAAGAAUGGACAUAAGAAAGACGGCAAGGUAAGAAAGGCGUACAAGUGCCACUGCGGCAAAAGCUACAAAACGGCGCAAGGCCUUAAAACCCACUCGAUAUGCCAUCACGUGAGUCCUUCUACCUCAACCAAUGACAGAGUUCACGUCAAAAUGCCGGGCUUAGUCGUCACAGCCUCACCCGCCCAAAGACAACUCAAUAUCAUAGAUAACAUAGACACAAACAAAUUGGUACGCAUCUACGACAGUAUUAAAACAAAAGAUCUACCCUCAUUCACGAUUCCGAAACAGAAUUUAACAAAUUUAAAUAUUAUCAACCACAACCACAUACGGCAUUCGGUUCUUCUUACACCAAAUGCGGAAAAAAUAAAGUUUGAGAGGAAACCUCAGCCGAAAGUGACGGUCACCUCUCAAGAUUCUUUUAACGAAAUCUCUUUGAGUAACGAACGCCGGGCUUAG